UGGCUUCUACUCAAGAUGAAGUGGGUAUGAUACCCUCCUCACUUCAUGACAAGGCUGAAGCUAAUGACUCCUUAGUCACCCCGCAGAUGCAUCUAGACCAAACUAUGCUCUGUACGUUAGAUGUGUCUAAGGCCGUAGAAGACUUAGAAGGCGAGUGGUCAAGCAAGGACCCUCGCGAGUCUUGGGUGGCGCUAAAUAAGGGUCCUAGAGGGGAACAUUUCGUGGUGGAAGUGGAUGUAGGAGGCCGCAAAUGUGGAGCCUUCAUAGACAACGGAUCCACGCAAAAUUACAUAAGUCGCGAUUGUUUCGAAAGGCUGCACCUACAAGACCGGGUACGACACCUUAGUAGACCAGUAGCAUCUACUUUGGCCAACAAAGAGCGCAUGAUUGUCACAGACUACAUCAAGGACGUAGUCUGUACCUUCUCCUAUGGAGGAGGAGAGCUUAACCAUAAGAUCUCGUUCUUGGUUAGCGACGACUUGCCAUUCGAAAUGUUGUUAGGCAUGUACUACCUCGAAGUUGCUAAGCCCCAGUUCGACUUGGAUAAGAAGGUGCUCAAGCAUAAGUUGCCCGAUGGCCGAACUGUCAGAUUGACCAAGUUCAAGGCCAGCAGUACUGUAGAUACCUAUGGCUGCUUGUGUGCAUCAGCGUUCUACAACUAUUACAAGCAAAACGAAGAGGAGGGUAUAAUGUUAGAUGACGCGAAGAAGUAUGUUGAGAUCUGUCAGGUCUGUCAGCGGGACAAGCCGCGAACUCAAGCACCGCUUGGGUUAUUGAAGCCUUUACCUAUUCCUGAUGGUUCAGGAUUGAGUGUUUCCAUGGAUUUCAUGGACAUUCUUGUGACCAGCAAGAGUGGUAAGAGGCACAUCUUCGUCAUAAUUGACCGAUUCACCAAGUACGCUAGACUAAUACCAAUGCCAGAGACAGCCACGACAAAAUAUGUCAUCAAGUUGUUCAAGGACAACUGGGUAAGGGACUUUGGUUUACCAAAGACCAUCAUUAGUGACCGAGACGUCCGAUUUACAACUGAGCUGUGGAAAAAGACUGCGGAACAGAUGGGCAGUCAACUUCAAAUGACUUCAGGGAAUCAUCCCGAAGCCAACGGACAAGCCGAACAGAUGAAUAGAGUUGUACAGCACUUGCAGAGGCAUUACAUCAAGCCCAGCCAGGAUGACUGGGAUGAGCAGUUACCUCUCAUUGCCAGCCUGUACAACAAUGCUAUACAUAGCAGUACCGACGUUAGUCCUAACCAGCUGCACUUAGGAUGGAAGCCUAGAUCAGCAUUAGGCUUCCUCCUACCUGAAAACCGACCUGCUGCAACUCCAGGCACACUUGAAUACAGUGUGCAAUAUGAGAAGUUGCUGCAAGAGGCUGUUGAACAUAUGAAGAAGGCUCAGCAAGCCAUGAUUGCUUCUGAGAAUCAACAUCGCAGGCAGUCCACAUUUCAGGUAGGGGAACGUGUCUGGGUCAAGGCUACGCUCACGCGCUCAAGGGCGAGCUGGAAGGAGCAGGCAGCCAUAGCCGAGCUGUAUUGCUGUAUGUUGGAUGGGGUGCAUGGUGGUCCUUGGGUGCAUGUGGCAUUUGUGAGUUGGGGAACGAGGUUUGGCCUGCCCGCCGAAAGGCAAGGGCAAAUCGGGAAACUGAGCACCGCCGGGAGUGAUUCGACGACACUCUCGAUGCCUUCGGAACCGAUCGAUUCGCGGGUGACCGCCCUUCGUUCCGAUGCGGAAGUCGAAAGUCCUCCUCUUCUUUAUUCUUUUGAGGACUAUGUUGCCCGACUCGUUCCUACGCUGGGUACUCAAGCUCAAGGACAAGACGUGUGUGCGGCAUCUUCUCUGUCCGGCAGCGGCGACUUAUGGUCUUCAAGUGGUUCUUCACGGGAUUCGGCGCGCGAGUUCAACAUAGAGGUAUUGGACCCGCUCACGUCCGAGGACUUUGCAUGGCUUCCUCUCCCAACCACGGGCCGCCUGUCGGGACCGCAAUGCACAGCACUAUGCGCUCAUCUUCACACGUACUUAUCCUUCUAUGCACCACCAACUUCGUCGACGAAUGACGAAGUCGUGGUGGGGGACAUCCUUGCGUAUGUUACCAAGGUGGCCCGCGAGUUUCACACGCAGCGGUACGAUGACAACAACACACCGCUCAUGUACGUCCGCAUCCAGGUUGGGCAAGCGUCCUGCAGCGCUUUGCUGGAUAGUGGCGCGUCUCGCAAUUUCAUGAGCCAAGCCUUUAUGCAAAGGGUUGGCCUUGGCGCACAAGCUCGGAGGAAGGCAAACCCGAUGGCGAUGAAGUUAUCGGAUGGAAAGACGCAGCAACUCCUCGACCGUUACAUCGAAGUCGUACCGGUGUAUUUCGCACCUCUUGCAUGCGAACCGGCGACGUUCGACAUUUUGGACACGGACUUCGACAUCAUUCUGGGAAUGCCUUGGCUUGCACGGAUCACACAAUCAACUUCCACCGGCGGACUCUUAGCGUUCGUGACGCCUUCGGCGCCGAAGUGGCGUUUGGAUUUGAAGUCGGGAUAUCAUCAAAUCUCGAUCCGGCCGAACGAUCGCUACAAAUCCGUGUUCAAGACGCAGUACGAGCAUUUUGAGUGGGUGGUCAUGCCUUUUGGCCUCACCAACGCCCCGACGACCUUUCAAGCGGCAAUUUUACCAACGAGUUUCGUGCAAUGUUGGACCGGUUCGUGCAAUAUUCUCGUUUAUAGCCAGACAUUGGAGGAUCAUCUUGGGCAUCUUCGACGAGUGUUGGAGGCGCUCCGCCUCGCCAAGUACAAGGCCAACCGCGACAAGUGCGAAUUUGCCCGGCAAGAGCUGGAAUACUCGGGCCAUUUUGUCACACCGGAAGGCAUCAGUGCGCUAUCGGACAAGAUUCAAGCCAUCCAAGAGUGGUCGGAGCCUCGGAACGUCACGGAUGUCCGCUCGUUCCUUGGCCUCGCCGGCUACUAUCAGCGUUUCAUCAAAGGCUACUCGAAGAUCACAGCCCACUUGACCAAGCUUCAAUGCGAGGAGCGGCCGUUUGACUUCGGAGAGGAGGCGCGAGAAUCAUUUUUGGCUCUCAAAGCCGCACUACUAUCUACGGAGGUCUUGCACAUAUACGACCCGCUUUUGCCUACACGCGUCACUACGGAUGCGUCCGGCUAUGGCAUUGGUGCCGUCCUCGAGCAACAUGAUGGUGUGGACUGGCACCCGGUCGAGUAUUUCAGCAAGAAAGUGUCGGUCAUGCAUUCCCUUAACGAUGCACGCAAGGAGCUCCUCGCCUUCGUCCACGCGCUUAAGCGGUGGCGGCAUUUCCUCCUUGGUCGAAGCCAAUUCCGAUGGGUAACCGACAACAAUCCGUUGGUCUUCUAUAAGACCCAAGACACCAUCAACAGCACCAUCGCUCGAUGUAUGGCUUUCAUCGACCAGUUUGACUUUUAUCCCGAUCACAUUCCCGGGAAGUCGAAUCGUUUUGCGGAUGCUCUUUCACGGCGUCCGGAUCAUUGUACCGCGGUCUACUCAACCUUCGAGAUCGACGACGACCUGCGGAACAGCUUCAUCCGCGGCUACCAAGCCGACCCUGAGUUUUGCGACAAGUACGCGAAUUGCUCCUCUCACUACCAGAUCCAAGAGUGGUACUUGCUUGUCCACAUACGGGGGAAGGAUCUUCUUUGCGUACCGAGUGAUCCUCAUUUGCAUACACGGCUUCUUGGCAAGUUCGACAAUGCUCCCGCCACCAGACACUUUGGAGUCAAUCGCAUGAUUGGCCGACUUCGCAAGCGAUUUUGGUGGCACGGCCUUCUCGGCGACGUCACACGCUAUAGCGAGUCAUGCGAGGUUUGCCGACGCUGCAAAUCCCGCCACCAUCGUCCGUACGGCGAGUUACGACCAUUACCGGUCCCUUUGAGGCGAAGGGAAGCGAUUGCCAUGGACAUUAACGGCCCGUUCCCCAAGCACAAGACCGGAGUGGAUGGGAUUCUCACGGUGGUCGACAGACUCACCACGUUCGCCAUGUUUUUGCCUUGCUGCUAUCAUGCCAAGGCACCGGAGUUGGUCGAGGUUCUUUACGCCGGUUGGAUUCGAACCAAGGGUUACCCCAAGGAAAUCGUCUGCGACUGCGACACUCGGUUCAUGUCCGAUUUUUGGUUGGCGCUCAUCAAGCGAUGGGGCUCAUCUCUCAAGCCCAGUUCAGCUCGCCACCCCCAGACAGAUGGCCAAACGAAGAGGGCGCACCAGACCGCACAGAUUCUCCUUAGCACUCUCAUCCGUCCUGACCAGAAGGAUUGGGUUGAGUGGCUGCCGGAUGUCGAGUUGGCCUACAACUCCUCCAUCCACCCGGCUAUCGGGACGUCGCCCUUCGAGUUCGAGCAUGGCUCGCCGGUCACUUCGCCGUUGGACACCAUCACUCCACGAACGGCCGAGAGCGACGACCAUCUUUUUUUCUUGCAUCGUAUGCAAGAGCUACUUGUCAAGGCACGCGACCAGAUGGCCAAGACGCAACAACGCAUGAGCCAACAGGCCAAUCACCAGCGUCUUCCUUGCCCAUUCCGCCCCGGCGAUCUCGUUUGGGUCUCCGCCGUGGAAUUAAGCCUUGAACAAGAUCUCUCUCACAAGCUCCUCCUAGAUGGAUGGGGCCUUGGCCGAUCGUGGCACCCGCUGGGGAUGCACCCGAGGGACCUUCCUUCACUAUUCAGAUCUGCAACAAGUUCAGACACCGAUGUUGUUGCUGUUGCUGCUGCAAUGGCAAGUGGCAAUGCAAGGCAUAAUGAAACUGUUGCAACCCCAAAUUUGGACCCAGCAAUCGCUGGUCCUAGCUGCAGCUUUCCCUACAUGGAUAGAAAGGCGGCACAACUUCCGUCUCAAUACGACGGAAAGGACGACAUUGAAUCUUGGAUCAACUCUAUGCGAUCCUACUUUGAUGUGUUGGGGACACCCCUCGUUACUCAGUCGUCGGUCCUAGGGACCACUGUGGAACCCGCCGUAGGGGCUUCUUAGAAGUCCAAGCUGUACAGUCAGGCUAUAAAAGAAUAGACUUGAACAAAUGGCUGAAGGCUAC
Chara braunii is the source of this 5034-nucleotide messenger RNA. The record is from the annotation of a GenBank genome assembly. Lineage: Eukaryota; Viridiplantae; Streptophyta; Charophyceae; Charales; Characeae.